CGUUCUUUGGUGGCCUCGGCACACCCUUCCCCAACCAUCCGGGGAUGUCUUCUCGGAGAAGCAGAGCAAUCGCCGCAUUGAGCGGGCUAGGUUUGGAGAUCAACAAUCCACGAGUUCGGUAACGGUGGAUGUUAAUGGGCACGCGGCAAAGAUUCCCCCCUUGCUAAACCGCACUUGAAGAGCGGUCCAGAUGCUUGGCUCUUGAAAGCACGCAAUCAUUGACGGUGGCUGGGACCACGAACGGACGGUGUCCCGCUGUAGAUGGAGUAAGCUUACCACGUGCGACUCGGCAACGGUACUUUGGGCGCCCUGGACGGAACCCGGGCUUGAAAGUACCUUGUACCACUGUAGGCAUCAAUAGGAUGAAAAGUAUGCCAAGGUCGCCCCCGAAACCACUCGACUUGUAUCAAUCUGCCGGACGAGGAGUCAAAAUGACAUUCGAGCGCCUUAUCCGAUUUGUGGACGACCAAGGCCAGACACGCUAUGGCGAUGUCCCGCAAAGCGUCGACAUCGACCAUAUCGUCGGCCAGAAGGUGAAAGUACUUGAAGGCAGUCCCAGCACAACAUUGUCCUCAACACAGGAGCAAGCUACCGUCAAAGAGCUUCUAUGCCCUCUCGAAUCCGUCCACAUCUUUCAAUGCAUCGGUCUGAAUUAUGCUCAGCAUGCAAAAGAGGCCAACAUUACUGUCCCGCCUCACCCGGUCGUCUUCACGAAACCACCCGACGCGCUCGCCGGACCCUACGAUGACGUGCACGUUCACAUGGAUGCGACGCCGAAGCUCGACUACGAAGGCGAGCUGACAGUCAUUAUGGGCAAGGAUGGCAAGAAUAUCAAAGAGGAAGACGCGCUGCAGUACGUGCUAGGAUACACCGUGGGAAACGAUGUUUCCGCACGGAAUUUCCAAGCCAGAGAGGUGUCAGGAGGACAGUUCGGAUACGCAAAGUCCUUUGAUCGCUUUGCACCAAUCGGACCUGCUAUCGUGUCCAGCAGCCUGAUCAAAGACCCGCAGAACCUCAAUUACACGACGAAAUUGAAUGGAGAACAACGCCAGAAGACAAAUACGAGCGAUAUGAUCUGGAAGGUGAAGCAAAUAAUUGCUCAUCUGAGCAGAGGCACCACUCUACGAAAGGGAACGGCGAUCAUGACUGGGACGCCAUCUGGCGUGGGGAACUUCAUGGAGCCCAAAGGCUUCAUACAUGAUGGUGACGUGGUGGAGAUUGAGGUUGAAGGAAUUGGUGCCAUCAGGAACAAAUUCGUGUUCGACAAAUAGUUAGCUAGAGUCAUCCAGGUCAGGUAGAGGCUACAUUGCCAUUGAUCAGCGAAGACGAGCAAGCUGCGGGCGCUCGAAUCUCAUUGUCGACUAGGGAAGCAUUAUAAUGCGUACAGAGUCAUUAUUUUCCAACAUGGGUGAAUACCUCGAACGGGCAGAUAGCUAUGAAGAAAG
This is a messenger RNA of Exophiala viscosa, 1445 nucleotides long. RefSeq lists its product as uncharacterized. Lineage: Eukaryota; Fungi; Ascomycota; Eurotiomycetes; Chaetothyriales; Herpotrichiellaceae. The record is from RefSeq and is a predicted model, not a curated record. Gene Ontology annotation, molecular function: acetylpyruvate hydrolase activity. The transcript is spliced from 3 exons. The coding region runs from base 363 to 1271 and encodes 302 amino acids.